CUCAUGCGGCGCUGGGAGUAGGAGAGGGAGCAGCGCUCCUGUUGCUCUUUGUUGUCGGUCGACCCUUGCUUCCUCCUCGUCCGACUUCCUCCUAUAUCUCCUCCUCUCCCUCCUCUCCCUCCUCUUCCUUCUUCCCGAGGUCGAGUCGUUCGACGACUUCACCCGCUUCCCCACGUCCAAUUUUUUCAAAGGGCGAAGCACAACUUUGCUGCAGUCCUUCACCAAGACAAGACGACGCGAACCUCCUUCUCCGGUACCUGUCUCUGCCGAUAUGUCUACGCUGGAGAAAGAUCUCUUUGGCGACCGGAAGAUCAGGAUCAAGAGAAUGUCGGAAAUUUCUGACAAGUAUGAUGCCUUCAUUCUUGAUCAGUAUGGCGUAAUGCACAACGGAGCCAUACCGCUUCCAGGAGCCCUGGAAUGCUUUGAAUCUCUGAAGAAGGCGGGAAAGAGAAUUGCCAUAUUGUCAAAUACAAGCCGAAGGUCCAAAGACGCUCUGAAGAAGUUGCGAGCAUUGGGGUUUCAGCUUGAUAGCGAGGAGUCAGUCAUCACAAGCGGCGAAGAAUGUUGGAAGCACAUGAACGAGAGGAUGAAUGGCAAGUCCUGUGUGUACUUGACAUGGAAACGAGAAGUUGAGGAUGAUGAUAAAUUUCUCGACGGGCUGAACAUUUCAACGAGUGAUGUUUCAACCGCCGAUUUCAUCUUAUGCCACGGAAGUGAGAUCAUUGUGGAGAAUUCUUCAUCAUCCCCUGUAGAGACAGGAUUCAUCGAGCACGGAAACGUCCUCCUUGCUUAUCAGAAGGUCUUAGCAGUAGCACUCAACCGUGGAUUGGAAAUGUUGGUUGCAAACGCUGAUUACAGGCAUGCUAAUAAUUCUUCCAACCAGACAAGUUUGAUCGGGCAGCAGUACCAGCUCAUGGGGGGAAAGGUGAAAUGGUUUGGUAAACCUCACUCUGAGCAUUUCCAAGCAUGCUUGAAAACUUUCGGCGAGGACAUCAAGUACACUCGGGUGGUGCACGUCGGGGACUCUCUUGACCACGACAUCCAAGGAGCAGCAGAUGCAAACCUUGACUCCGUCUUCAUCCUGGGAGGAGUGCAUGCUCAAGAGGUCGGCUUGACGACCGGUAAGGAUGGCUUGACCACGGGGGAACAGGAUGAGGAGAAGAUCAACAAGCUCCUUGCUGAUGAAGGAUGCCACCCCAAGUGGAUUCUGGAGAAAUUCGUUUGUACGGGCCCGGCUUCCGACUCGCCGGGACUCGGGAGCCCGGAGUCCGAGGCCGGACGGUCCGGAGGCGGUCAUCCGAUCGGAUCCGAGUCGGAGUAUCCGAUCGGGAUGCGCUUGCAUGAUGCGGGGGUAGUCUCAUACAACAUUGACAACUUUCGUUGGGUAGCAUGGCCGACAAGGGAUUUGAAUGGCAAGUUCAACUCAAGGCAAGCCGGAAUAGGAGUGAUUCUGGGCCUGAACGCAAACAACUCCCUCUUCAUUCAUACGGUCUGCCCAAAGGGCAGCUCCGACGGAUAUCUGAGGAAAGGAGACAUCUUGAUUGCCAUAGGUUGUGAUGUGCCUGCGAAGAGGAUCUGUGUGAAAGAUGCUGCAGAGAAUGAAGAUGUGUCAAGCAAGUCUGCUUCGAGUGUUGCGAAUCUUCUACUCGGCCCCGAGGGUAGCCAAAUUGACAUCACAGUCAUGAGAGGCAGCGAUGGUUCUGUACAUGAUCAAGAAUUCCUUUCCUUCUGCCUCACAAGGAAGAAAACCGACGCCGCUACUGCGAGGCAUGCGAUACGCAAAGCUGUCAAUGAAAGAAACCUUGCCUACAAAUCAUAAUCUAGUUCUUAAUUUAGAUGUGAAUGGUUUCAUC
Guillardia theta CCMP2712 is the source of this 1853-nucleotide messenger RNA. RefSeq lists its product as hypothetical. Gene Ontology annotation, molecular function: protein binding; phosphatase activity. Gene Ontology annotation, cellular component: chloroplast. The transcript is spliced from 19 exons. Bases 272 to 1819 code for a protein of 515 amino acids. Lineage: Eukaryota; Cryptophyceae; Pyrenomonadales; Geminigeraceae. The record is from RefSeq and is a predicted model, not a curated record.